AGAGCAACGAACCAUGGCAGCUAUGGUAGCCCUCUGCAGUGGGCUAGGAAGGGGAACGUUAACGCACUUCUUAACGGCUGCUGUCUGCCUCACAGAUUCUGGGGCUCAUGCAGUGCUGUGGAGAAGUUGUUCACAAUAUAAACAGGCAACCAGCAAUGAGGACCUGCCUGUUCCAAUGGAAAAUCCUUAUAAGGAGCCUCUGAAAAAAUCUAUCUUGUGUGGAAAACGUGUAGAUUAUAAGAAUGUACAGCUUUUAUCCCAGUUUAUUUCUCCAUUUACUAGAUGCAUUUAUGGAAGGCACAUAGCAGGUCUUUGUGGGAAGAAACAAAAAGAAAUCACAAAAGCAAUUAAGAGAGCUCAAAUAAUGGGGUUUAUGCCAGUUACAUACAAGGAUCCUGCAUAUCUCAAAGACCCUAAAGUUUGUAACAUCAAAUACAGGGAGUAAAUUCUAUAGAGUUAUCAUCAAUAAAUUUAUUUUACAGUUGUGUGGUGGUAAUACUGGCUCAGACUGUAAGAUUUAAUAACCUUUGAGUAGAGAAGUGAUAGGCUAAAUCUUAUCAAACUAUAA
Molecule: messenger RNA, 568 nt
Organism: Globicephala melas (long-finned pilot whale)
Lineage: Eukaryota; Metazoa; Chordata; Mammalia; Artiodactyla; Delphinidae
Source: RefSeq, a predicted model, not a curated record